Closterium sp. Yama58-4 is the source of this 726-nucleotide messenger RNA. NCBI's taxonomy places the organism in Eukaryota, Viridiplantae, Streptophyta, Zygnematophyceae, Desmidiales, Closteriaceae. The record is from the annotation of a GenBank genome assembly.
AUGCCGCAGCGGCUAGCAUCUCAGCACAGCAGCAAGCCCUGCUAUCAGCCCUCUCGCGAUGAAGGCCAGAAGCCGUCUCACACCGACGUGCAGCGGCGCCUUGUGUCGAUCUCCGAUCCCCGCGGGCUGCCCUUCCGACCGCCUGUCGCUGCCUCGGUCACCACCCUCCCGACCUUUGCAGAGUACCGCGCAAAACUGGCCCUGGAGAAGGGUGGUGGUGGAGGUGGGAGUGGUGAUGGCGCGAGGGGGGGAAAAGGGGAGAGGGUGGGAGUUGGUGUUGAAGGGGUGGAGGGUAUGGUUGGGAGGAAGAGGGGCAAAGGGCGUGGGUUGAGGAGGGAAGGGAGCGGCGAGUGCGAGAAGGGGGGGAUGGAAAGGGGGAAUGGGGGGAAGGCGGAGGAGCAAAAAGGGGAUAAGGAGCAGGGGGGCAAGGUGAAAGGGGAAGGGGAGAAGGAGAACGGGGAUAGGAAAAAGCGUAGGAGCAAGGUGGGGGAGAGGAGGAGGCACCACGUGGGAAGCCUUCUGCUUCCUGACACUGUAAGUGAGGAGGCAGAGGGGGAGAGCAGUGGAGUGGAGGCAUCUUCUCAUGAGGUGACUCGGGAACAAGCAGACGGGGAGAGGAGUGAAGAGCAGACAGGGAAUGAGUUGAGGCCAGUGGAGCAGGCAGAGGGGGGAAGCAGUGGAGUGGAGGCAGAAGCUGCUGCUGAGGUCCUGCAGGGCCACGUUUAA